CACACACACUCCUCCUCCACCUCCUCUUCCACUUCCUCCACCUGAGAAGACCAACAAACAUGCUCUCCACGGUCGGCCUCCUCACCCUGGUCCUCGCCGCCGCCGCCGCCCCCACCCCUGACCUCCCCAGUGACCAGUACUCAGGCCCCAGUAACCAGGGGUACUCUCAGCCUGUGCCUUACAACUUUGCAUACGGCGUGGAGGAUCAGUACGCUGGGACACAGUUCAGCCAGAGUGAAGAGUCAGAUGGAGAGCAAGUCACUGGUUACUAUCAAGUGGCGCUCCCUGAUGGACGGAUUCAGAAGGUGACCUACAUCGCUGACAACUACGGGGGCUACAGGGCUGAGGUCACAUACACUGGGGAGGCGCAGUACCCCAGGGAAUACGGACCCCCUGUGACUUUUAAACCCCAGCAAAGGUACCAGCAACCCCAGACAGGCUACCAGCAACCCCAGCAAGGAUACGCUUAAGGGAGUCACGAUUGAGUCACGAAUGAGUCACGAUUGAGUCACGAAUGAGUCACGAUGGAGUCACGAUGGAGUUAGGAAUGUUACGAUUGUGUCACGUGGUGUUGGUGGUGUUAGUUACUCAUCACCCACACCUGACACACACCUGUUGUAGGUUAAGGUAGUGUUGUGCUGUGGUGAAUUGGUGUCAAUAUAACUGUUUCUCUCUCUCUCUCUCUCUCUCUCUCUCUCUCUCUCUCUCUCUCUGAAA
Messenger RNA from Portunus trituberculatus (swimming crab), 717 nucleotides. Its product is annotated as adult-specific cuticular protein ACP-20-like. Gene Ontology annotation, cellular component: extracellular matrix. The record is from RefSeq and is a predicted model, not a curated record. NCBI's taxonomy places the organism in Eukaryota, Metazoa, Arthropoda, Malacostraca, Decapoda, Portunidae. The coding region runs from base 60 to 470 and encodes 136 amino acids. The transcript has 4 exons.